AUGGUAUUAUUUAAUUAUGAAAAUAUAAGAUUAUUUCCUACAUUUGAUGAAGUUUACAAUAUAAAUCCCGAAAUAUAUGAAUCUAAAUAUAAUUCGGAAUGCGACUAUAUUAAUGAACUUUUCGAUAAGGAAUAUAAUGGCAGAACUUUUAAAACUGCCUGCAUAAAAAUUGCAGAUUUUAUACAGUUUUAUUUCUCAAACGAAAAUGACUCGGAUGAUAAUAUAGAUGCUUGUAUAUAUUUAAACUAUGUUAUACAUAAGGAAAUCAGUGAUUUUAAUAAAUCUUAUGAUAAAACUAAGGAAUUUUACGACAAGUUGAUAAAGAAAUUUGAAGAAAAAUCAUUCAUACUUCGUAAAUAUUGCAAGGAAUCUAUUCAACAUUUAGAUAAAAAUAUAUAUGAAAAUGUGGGAAAAUUGUACACACUCUAUUCUAUUUUUGAAAAAUUCAAAAUUACAUAUCCACAAAGAAAAACUGUGAAGAAAUGGAUAAAUGUGUUUCCCUAUUCAAAAAUUACACACACGAUUGCAGUGACUAUAUUAAUAGUGCAUUUUGUAACGCAUUGUUAA
Plasmodium cynomolgi strain B is the source of this 567-nucleotide messenger RNA. RefSeq lists its product as hypothetical. Bases 1 to 567 code for a protein of 188 amino acids. The record is from RefSeq and is a predicted model, not a curated record. NCBI's taxonomy places the organism in Eukaryota, Apicomplexa, Aconoidasida, Haemosporida, Plasmodiidae. The transcript has 2 exons.